Messenger RNA from Styela clava, 1250 nucleotides. Lineage: Eukaryota; Metazoa; Chordata; Ascidiacea; Stolidobranchia; Styelidae. The record is from RefSeq and is a predicted model, not a curated record.
AAUAACACCUAGGCGGCAGGGACGGCGCCCCAAUUCCUUAGUCUGGGAACAUUUUUCUCGCCCGUCAAAAGAGGAGGGAUAUUCAUAUGUGAUUUGCAACUUCUGUAAAGAGAAGUUGUCAUACUGCGAGUCUACCGGCAAUCUUUUGAACCACCUCAGAAGAAGACAUGCAUUCAUCAACACUGAUUCAGUGCAUACAUCAAAGUGCUGCGCGGCACUUAGUGCAACACUUUAGAAGGUCAGCAAAAUGCAUGACAGCGUUGCGACGCCAUGCUCAGUCGGCAGACACUGAAAUAAAAAACAUUGAGAUGCCGAUAGACGUUUCAAGCAGGUGGAACUCCACAUUUGCUAUGAUAGCAAAUCUUGUGAAAAACCAGUGGAUAAUUCGUUCGGUACUGGCUGAUCCAACAAUUGUCCCACGAGCGACAGCAGUCAGUCUUGAACUAAAGGACAACCACUGGAGCUUGCUGAGAGAAAUUUCUAUCAUAUUGAAACCAUUCAAGACAGCCUCUGAUCACCUUGAAGGAAGUAAUUAUGUGACGAUGUCAUCUUUGCUACCAAUUGCAAAAGGUUUAGUGGGUCAGUGUGAAGAACUCCUUGUCGAUGAGCUUCAGCUAUCGGCAUCAAAGACCUUCUGUUCGACCAUUCUCAGUUCGUUACACACUAGAUUCUCAGAUGUCAUGUCAACUUCAGUACAAAGCGAAGGAGUAAGCAUUUACCACAAGUCCACCUGGUUGAAUCUUUUUCACAAGGGCAAAUUUUUCAGCAGACAGAUGCGAGUCUCGGUGCGGAUAGCUGUUGAAACUGAAGCAGAUACUUCUACGGCUCAGGAUGAAUCACGUCAUGGACCCCUGCCACAAAUGGAUCAUAGUCAAGAGCAAAUGGAAACCGUGAAUUCAUCUAGUGAAAUUCAUGGACUUUUUGAGAGAGGCCUAGAGAACUCUGGCAGUUCUUCAGACUCGGAAAGUUCAAAUAUUGUGCCAAAGGAAAUAGCUUGGUACUUAAAACGAAAGGUUGAUGAUAAAGAGUCACCACCUGCACCAUUGACCUGGUGGGAUAACAAUGGAGCCCGUGCCCCUUUGCUCAAGAGAAUGGCAGUGAAGUAUCCGAGUGUACCCGCAACCUCGGCUUCUUCAGAAAGGGCUUUUUCUUCUGCUGGACUGACUGUUUCACAGUUGAGAUCACGACUAACGAGUGCCCAUGUUAAUGAACUCAAUUUUCUCUACUGCAAUAAGAAAUUGUUGGAGUGA